Messenger RNA from Racocetra persica, 215 nucleotides. NCBI's taxonomy places the organism in Eukaryota, Fungi, Glomeromycota, Glomeromycetes, Diversisporales, Gigasporaceae. The record is from the annotation of a GenBank genome assembly.
GUUUGUUCUUUGUGUCCACUAAUAAUACAUUGGCCGUUGUGCCUACUAAUAAUACAUUGGACGUUGGAUUUAUUCUUGACGUUAGGUUUGUUCUUGGUGUAAUAAUACAUUGGACGUUGGAUUCAUUCUUGGUUCCCACUAAUAUAUUGAACGUUGGGUUAGUUCUUAAUGCCACUAAUACAUUGGACAUUGGAUUCAUUCUUGGUGCUUACUAA